Oryza sativa Japonica Group (Japanese rice) is the source of this 1412-nucleotide messenger RNA. RefSeq names its product ubiquinol oxidase 4, chloroplastic/chromoplastic. Gene Ontology annotation, biological process: carotenoid biosynthetic process; alternative respiration. The record is from RefSeq and is a predicted model, not a curated record. Gene Ontology annotation, molecular function: alternative oxidase activity. Gene Ontology annotation, cellular component: thylakoid; mitochondrion. Lineage: Eukaryota; Viridiplantae; Streptophyta; Magnoliopsida; Poales; Poaceae.
AAAACCCCGCGAGUCCGCGACAAACACCGUAGCUACACCGUGCAGCCGGCCGCGCGCGAAUAUACUCCAAUCCCAAGUCUCCAAGUACAGGUACAGUACACCACUCCAACUUCGGUUCUUCCCUCUUCCCAUUUCCGCGCGGCGCAACACCUUCUGGACGUCGGCAUGGCGGCGGUCGCCUCCGCCUCCCCGCUCCCCGCCGCGGCGGCGCCCUCCACCCGCUGCUCGCCGCCGCCCGCCUUCCUCCCUCUCCGUGCGCACCGCCCCCGCGUCGGCACCGUCGCCACCAGGAGGGUUUUCCGCGCGGAGGCGAUGAGGACGCAGCGGGAGAAGGAGCAGACCGAGGUGGCCGUCGAGGAGUCCUUCCCCUUCAGGGAGACGGCUCCUCCUGACGAGCCACUGGUCACCGCCGAGGAGAGCUGGGUGGUUAAGCUCGAGCAGUCCGUGAACAUUUUCCUCACGGAGUCAGUCAUCACGAUACUUGAUGGAUUGUACCGUGACCGCAACUACGCUAGAUUUUUCGUAUUGGAGACGAUUGCUAGGGUGCCGUAUUUUGCGUUUAUCUCGGUGCUUCACAUGUAUGAAACCUUUGGCUGGUGGAGGAGAGCCGAUUAUAUAAAGGUGCACUUUGCUGAGAGCUGGAAUGAGUUCCAUCACCUCUUAAUCAUGGAAGAAUUGGGUGGCAACUCUUUAUGGGUUGAUCGUUUUCUUGCACGGUUUGCUGCAUUUUUUUACUACUUCAUGACUGUUGCGAUGUACAUGGUGAGCCCAAGAAUGGCAUACCAUUUUUCUGAAUGUGUUGAGAGGCAUGCGUACUCAACCUAUGACAAGUUUAUUAAGCUCCAUGAAGAUGAGUUGAAAAAGCUACCAGCUCCCGAGGCGGCUUUAAACUAUUACCUGAAUGAGGAUCUUUACUUAUUCGAUGAAUUUCAAACAGCAAGAGUCCCAUGUUCUAGGAGACCUAAAAUUGAUAACUUGUAUGAUGUAUUUGUCAAUAUACGAGAUGAUGAGGCAGAACAUUGCAAGACGAUGAAGGCCUGUCAAACACAUGGAAACCUUCGUUCUCCUCACUCUAUGCAGAAAUGCUUAGAAACUGACACCGAGUGUGUAAUACCUGAAGAUGACUGUGAAGGUAUCGUGGAUUGUGUCAAAAAAUCUCUUGUGAGUAAAGAGUGACUGAUCCUAAUUGGAAUGGAGUGCGUCAUAGUCUCAUAGAAUAGAGUUUUGAUAACAGUCGGUUUCCUUUUUUCUUUCAAAAGAUAGGGACCACUAUAAUCUUAACAUUCUUGAUAAUCCUUCAGAAUAGGCUAGCUGUAUCACAAUAAAAAUAAUAUAUUCAUGAGAUAGAUGUUACUGCAAGUUGUGAAGCCCUACAAAAUUUGCAAUCUUGAUGUGCUGUGGUUCUAUGGAAA